This is a messenger RNA of Girardinichthys multiradiatus, 3465 nucleotides long. RefSeq lists its product as uncharacterized. The record is from RefSeq and is a predicted model, not a curated record. Gene Ontology annotation, biological process: positive regulation of phosphatidylinositol 3-kinase/protein kinase B signal transduction; platelet-derived growth factor receptor signaling pathway; positive regulation of ERK1 and ERK2 cascade. The transcript has 7 exons. Bases 782 to 2494 code for a protein of 570 amino acids. Gene Ontology annotation, cellular component: membrane. Gene Ontology annotation, molecular function: growth factor activity; platelet-derived growth factor receptor binding. Lineage: Eukaryota; Metazoa; Chordata; Actinopteri; Cyprinodontiformes; Goodeidae.
CCGCUCACUGCUCUGGAGGCAACCAGAGAGAAGAGGAGCGCGGGGCGAGAGCAACCUGAUCCAACGUACCCACGGAAGGAAAGAGACACGGGGACGCACUAAUACUCGUGGGAUCGAACAUGCAGGGAGGAAAACGCUUCGAUUAAACACGUUUUUAUACAGUUAAAUGGAUCGCGGUGAGAUUAGAGUUGUGUGACAUAUUGCUGAACAAGAAUUACGCACCAAGCGCCUUUCCAAGGUGAACCAGCGUUUUACGCGCAGACCUUGAGGAAUGAGAGAUUCCACUUGUGUUCAGAAAUCUGCAAGUUUCUCACGCUAAAAUGCAAUUAAGGAACGGGAGCUUAAAAGAGGUCAUUUUUCUGGCUGGAACUUUGCAUAUAGAGUGGACGCAUUAAACACUUUGUCACAUGUUGACGAAUGCUUUCAGAUCCAUACUUGGACUGGUUUGUUGGAGCAAUCUCUGUUGAACUGAACUUGGAUAUUGUGGGAACAGCAGAGACUGUGCAUUGUAUGAUAGCUACACCUGCGCACUGGUCCCACUGACGGACUGAGUUUUCAGAACAACGGUAUGGAUAGAGUCAUUCCAGACGUCUAACCUGCGUGUGAGUCACCGUGAGCAAACAUUUGGACAAGCCGCGCUCAUUGAGGCCAGUGACACGUUUGGUUUGGAGAUAUUUAACAGUGCCUGCUUUGCGCAAGCGGCCACAGCACACGAAUCCGGGGCGAGGCUCGGUUCGGCUGCGGGAUUGGACCUCGGGGUGCUAAAUGCCCAGCCGGACCCAUGCGGCUCCUCAGGCUGGGCGGAAACAUGAAGUCCUGGGUCCUGCAGCCUCUGCUGCUGGCUGUGCUCUUAUCGGCCCGUCUGAGGUUCGGGAACGCUGAGGGCGAUCCACUCCCUCAGUCACUGGUCGACCUGGUGUUGGAGUCUCCCAUCUCCUCAGUGGAAGACCUAAAGCUGCUGCUGAAGCAGGAGGCCAGUUCAAUAGAAGAUACAGAGGAUGAGCAUGACAGUCUUCCACACUCCACCCAUGGUCGAUACAUUAGAAGUCUUGUGGAAGCACAGCCAGCGCAGAAGGCAGAAUGUAAAGUCAGAACAGAGGUGAUGGAAAUAACAAGAUCCAUGCUGGAUCGUCGCAACGCCGACUUCAUGCUGUUUCCUCCUUGUGUGGAAGUGCAGCGAUGUUCAGGCUGCUGCAACACCGAGCACCUCCAGUGUGUCCCCACUGUUACCUCCAGCCGAUACCUGCAGGUAAUUAAGAGGAAGUUCAUCAACCGCAAACCUCACUAUGAAAAUGCCAUCAUUUCAGUGGAAGAUCAUGUAAGCUGUCGGUGCCAGCGAUCUUCUCCCUCCACAUCAUCUUCUUCCUCUUCAACUGUCGUCUCUCAACCAAACCCUCUUCCACCUCCACCACAAAAGCCUCCUGCAUCUUCCCACCUACCUCUGUUCCCACCCCAUACCCCUCACCCACUUCCACCAAAGACUCAUGCUUCCAAGGCGGACCUCCAUCGCCAUGAUGAUCUCAAGCACAACCAGCAACACCACCAUCCGCACAAGCAUGAUCCGUUGGCGAGGCAAUGGCAACAGGGCAGUUACACUCAGCUGGUGCGCUGGACGCAGCCCAGGGUGCAUCAAGCCCUCACGCAUGUGCAGACUGGAGUGCGCCACACAACGGCUGGGUUGCUCGGGUCAGUCAGUACCUGGCCAUCUGAGACAAGGGCUGAGCACACUAUUAUGGGAAGCCCACAUUAUAUUGGACAUGGGAGUGGCUUUGACAGGAGCCGUGAGGAGAAGGAGGAGACAGAUGGUGGGGGAGUGCACCAUACUGAUCAUGAACAGCAGCAAAAGCAGCUGUUAAAGCACCACCAGAGGCAGGAGCACCAGUGUCAUCAACACCCACACAACUCACAACAGUACAACCCUGGAGGAGAUGAGGACCAGGAGCUGAGAACGCAGUAUCAGCUUCAUGCUCCCCAGUCGGACAGUGCUUCUCCACCUGUCAGCAUAACCCAGGCACCUGAGACAGGAGAAAAUCCCACCGCUUUUAUAUCUUUUCUUCAAAAAGACUCAGUGACCACUGAAAAAUAUGCAGAGGUAACUCAUCACAAACAGAUAGAGACCAAAGCAGACGGUCAAAAAAAGGGGGCUGAGAGGGAAGAAAGUGGGUCAGCAGUUAGCGAGGACUCGGCUCGGGCAGAGGCAGCCAAUCAGGGGAAGGAAAAAGACUCCAAAUUGAGUGGGGAGGGAGGCCAUUUAACAGAGGAGGAGAGACGACAGAAGCUACUGGAGAUGGUACAGAGUGAGCCAGAAAAAACGCCUCUCCUGCAUCCUCACCAAAGACCAAAACCAACAACGUUUAAAUCAGCACUGUCCACUGUAGCACCCAUGUCGAUGGCAGCUUAUCAGGUACCAUUCCGUCCUGCCUCUCCUCGCCGUAGGAAAAGAAAACAUCGCAAACGCAUCAGCAAAGCCGCUAUGAGGGCUAUGAUCAUGUAGAGAUGAAGGAAUUGGCGCAGCAAAAUAAAAAAAAAGUUAUGAAACACGUCUUCAAAGGAAUAUGGAGAUGAAAGAGGUGUUUCCUAAUAGCGGAAACACCUCAAAAUCAGCUUAGCAGAAAGUCACCUUUGCAGCUUUGGAGAUGCUACAAAGUAUCCACCAGUCUGGAUUUAAUAAGUGCAAUCUUGUGAACUCCUUAAACUAAGAGAGACUUUGACACACUAAACACUGGACCUCACUUGUGUCAUUUAAAAGCACAGAUGGAACUAAAAGGGAUUUAUUUGGACUGUGUGUAAAGAAGGCAAGAUAAGGGGCAGCCAUUGACUGGCUACUUUAAACAAGUUGCUUAUACCCAAGAUUGAUAUUGAAUUGCUGAUUUGGGGCUAAACAUGGAGUUUGAAAUGAAAACGAACAGACCAGGAGAACUGGAUUUCUACACUGGGAUGAUGACUGGAAACUUUUGCCUGCAGCUUUGGCCUCAGUGCCAAAAAUUACAGUUAUUGUUACCCUGAAAUCUUUGAGUGUAACAUAAUGUAUCACUGGAGUAGCCAUACACUGAUCAUACUACACUGACUUUAGAGACUACUAUGUACUGUAGCUAAAUGUACAGGAAAAUAUCAGUAAGCAUUCUUUACUACUGCCUGAUGAAAUGAAACGGAAUAACAACUAAAUGCCUGCUUUAAUAACAUGCUAUAAAUAUCCACAAGUCUUAAAGACAUGGCUUUUAGAGACUGUUGUGAGCCAGUUAUGUAUAAUGCUACACUGUAAAAAAAAUGCUUUUAAGAAAAUAAUUUCCUGGUGAAAGAGAAAAGAAUAGUAUUUCUUAACUUAUUAAAACAUUGAGGAUAUGAAGUCCUUUGGUUCUCAAGUGUAAUUACUGUCACAGACAUGUAAUGUUAUAAUAUUCGGUUGUACAACUGUAAUUAAUGUUAUUUUUCAUAAAAAAUAAAAAAUGUUCAAGGAAAACUUCA